AUUAGGUAGCUUCGACUAACCCGAAUAUUUUCUUCAAAGCUUAUUUACGACGUUUCUCAUUGUCUAUGCGAUAGAUACGCAUCCCGAGCGAUACAUACGGUGUAAAGCUUUUAGUGACAAAUGUAUAGUAAAAAUGAAGGAAAACGCGGUACUUAAGUGGCAAAAAGUCUACAACCCCACCGGCCCGCAACCACGACCUCGUCAUGGCCAUCGCGCGGUCGCCAUAAAAGAUUUGAUGAUAGUUUUCGGCGGCGGAAACGAAGGGAUUGUUCAUGAGCUGCACGUCUUCAAUACCACAACGAACCAAUGGUUCGUUCCUGUCACGAAAGGAGAAGUUCCCCCAGGAUGCGCUGCCUAUGGAUUCGUGGUGGAUGGCACGAGGCUUCUGGUGUUUGGCGGCAUGGUGGAGUACGGCAAGUAUUCUAAUGAUUUGUACGAACUUCAGGCUUCACGAUGGGAGUGGAAGCGCCUAAAGCCUCUACCACCUAAACAAGGCAUCCCGCCUUGUCCUCGUCUUGGACACAGUUUCACACUCCUCAAUGGGAAGGUAUACCUUUUCGGCGGGCUGGCCAACGAAAGUGAUGACCCUAAGAAUAACAUACCAAGGUACCUUAAUGACCUGUAUACCCUUGAACUAUAUCCCAACUCUUCAAUGACUGUGUGGGACAUUCCUCUGACGUAUGGUCAGUCGCCACCUCCCCGUGAGUCUCACAGCGGUGUAGCAUACACAGACAGAAACACUGGAAAAUCAUCACUAAUAAUUUAUGGAGGUAUGAGUGGUUCGCGACUUGGUGACUUAUGGGUGCUGGAUGUAGAUAGCAUGUCUUGGUCCCGACCUGAGGUGGGAGGGCCGGCACCACUGCCUCGAUCACUUCACACUGCCACAGUUAUUGGUCAUCACAUGUAUGUAUAUGGAGGCUGGGUACCACUCGUACCAGAUGAAUCUAAACUUGCCACACAUGAAAAAGAAUGGAAAUGUACUAAUACACUCGCUUCACUAAAUUUAGAAAAUUUGACUUGGGAUAACAUAGCUCUGGAUAACUUUGAGGAGUGCGUACCCCGUGCCAGGGCUGGGCACAGCGCAGUCGCUAUACAAACAAGGCUUUACAUUUGGUCUGGAAGAGAUGGCUAUAGGAAAACCUGGAACAAUCAAAUCUGUUGUAAAGAUCUCUGGUAUCUGGAAGUGGGUGUGCCACCACAAGCAGGCCGGGUAGCACUGGUACGUGCUGGUACCACAUCAUUAGAACUGUGUUGGCCGGCUAUGAACACUAUCACUACAUAUGUCCUACAAGUACAGAAAUGUGGCAAAGUGACACCUGCUCGCUUCCCUACUACUGCUGAGCCUGUGGCGGCGCCGCCGCCCGCCUCGCCGAUUGCAACACAACCCGAUGCUGCCAAGGCCUUCGGACUAACAUCACCUAUAGCUAGCAGUCUGCCAGUAACCCCGACUGACCUGCCUGUCCGUCCAGUCGCCGCGGCGGCCUCGCCAAUUAUUACUCCAAUAGUAUCAACACCACAAAAAAUUAUUCCGGCUUCCAUCAAAGUACCAGCACAGUCACCUUCCGUCAAAAUUUCUCCAAAUACACCAACAUUAAAACAAGCUACUUAUCAAGGCAAAACCAUCGUGAAAUCGCCCGCGGCUGGAUCCUCGCAACAAAUCAAAGUUGCCGCUGUGACACCGCAAGGUGUAACAAGGAUAGUGAGUGGUGUAGGAACACCUGGUACUGUACGAGUAUCCACUGCCCAAUCAAAUGCACAGAUCGUGCUUAGCUCUGGAGCAGCUGGUGCAGGAACACCACGGUUUGUACAAGUUAAGACCGGCGCCAGUGGAGCUUUACCUGUCAAAUUAGGAGCUGGCAAUGUCCCUGUGAAACUCACAAGCGGUGGUGUACCUCUCAAAAUCGGCGCCGCCAACAUUCAAGGCAAAAUAACCACAAAUAGCGUGCAAAAAGUCGGGACACCCUUGAAACUCGGCGCUGGGAAUGUUAAAAUUGGAACAAGCAAUGUGUUGGUGAAGGCAGCGGGCGGAGUACCGAUACAGGCGGGAGUAGCUAAUCUUCAGACUAAAGUCGCCGCUGGUGUUCCUGUUAAAUUAGGAGCGGGCAAUCUGCCCGUCAUAGCUAGUGGAGGAGGUGCUAUACAGAUUGCAGGCGGCACGCUUGGAGGUCAGCAAGUUAAGACUCCCGUCUACAAAAUCGUUUCUGCCAAGUCAGGCGAACAGACAGCUACGGUCGCCACAACGUCGGUAGCGGCCGGCGGCGCAACAGUGCUGCGGCAGGCCGGCAGUAACGCUGGUAUACCUGUCAUCAUAAAGAAGAGUCCCGGUGCGAACGCCCAAACGAGCAACGCGCCACAAUACGUAACUUUAGUAAAGACAUCAACAGGCAUGACCGUGGCGACGAUGCCGAAGGUAGCAAUGAUGCAGAACCGGCCAGCUGUGCCGGCGACCGUGGCGCAAGGCCAGAACAUCGCUCCCGGAGCGACCAUUGUGAAGUUGGUGACAGCAAACACUGUCAGCGGGAAUAAAAUUAUUACGUUGCCCUCUAAUGUUCUACAGCUAGGCAAGUCUGGCGUCGGAGGCAAGCAGACGAUCGUAUUCACGAAGUCUCCGAGCCAGGCGGCGCAGUCGAAUCAACAGCAAUGAGCCAGCGUCGCGGGCCUGUGGAAUGAGCUUUCAGUGUCCUUAAUACGAGACCAGAGUGCAAAGUAUGCACUAUCGGUGUGUAUAGUGUAUCCGACACCAUUGUGCAUGGAGUCGUUGGUUGCAGUGGUCACUUGUAAAUUGUAUGUGAACAAUGUGUGGAACGAACAGUAGUAUAUUUUGAAUCAUAAUUAUUAUAUUAUAUCAGUUUUUGUAUGUUAUAUGGGUCUGUAGAAAGUGUCUUGAUAGAGUUUUUACUAAAAUAUUUUAUUUACUCUCUUAAAAUUUAAUAUUAUUAUUAAUGUCUAAUUUACACACUGAAUUCAAUGUAACUAUCCGUAAACUGUCAGUAUGUUCAUCUGAUGAAAUGUACCCUACUUUCCAUGUGUUAUUUUACAG
This is a messenger RNA of Achroia grisella, 3040 nucleotides long. RefSeq names its product host cell factor 1 (gene Hcf). NCBI's taxonomy places the organism in Eukaryota, Metazoa, Arthropoda, Insecta, Lepidoptera, Pyralidae. The transcript has a single exon. The record is from RefSeq and is a predicted model, not a curated record. Gene Ontology annotation, molecular function: transcription coactivator activity; protein binding. Gene Ontology annotation, cellular component: histone methyltransferase complex. Bases 134 to 2644 code for a protein of 836 amino acids. Gene Ontology annotation, biological process: regulation of DNA-templated transcription; chromatin remodeling.